CUCGCGCUCCCGCAGCUGGCCCGCGAUGGCAACAGCGACCUCCUGGCGUCGGCUCUGGAGCGCCUCGGGGAGCAGGUCCGGCGCCGCAUCAACACCCUGGACGCAGACAAACUGGCGCCCUUGCACUACGCCGCCCGCUACGCCCACACUGGCACGGUCAAGACGCUCAUCAACGCCGGCGCCCACGUCAACAUCAAGGGGCAGGAUAACCUCACGCCCUUGCACUUCGCUGCCAGAUACCGGAAACAGCUCAAAUCGGCCAAGAGGAGGUCUCCGUUGCCUCCUGUUGUCAGCGAAGAGGAAGAGCAAGAGAAAGAGGAAGGAGACGAGGAACUGGAGCCCGAGGACAAAGCCAACCUGACGCUGACCUCCCAGAACGGCUACGGCGUCGGCGCCCUUUCCGAUGACUCCGUCGUUCGAAUCCUGGUGGAAUGCGGAGCCGAAGUCAACUCCAGGGACAUCUACGACCAGACGCCCCUCCACUUCGCCGCCAUGAGAGGGAACGACCCGUCUGCCAGGGACCUCCUGACCUGCCCGCAGGUUGACAUCGAGGCUAAAGACAAGCAGAUGAUGACUCCUCUGUUUGUCGCCUGUUCUUACGGGUACGUGGACAUCGCCCGCCGUCUGGUGGAUGCAGGAGCCGUUCUGUUGGCCAAGGACGAGACGCUGCAGACGCCGCUUCACCGGGCUGCCAUGGAGGGCCACUUGGAAAUCGUGGACCUCCUUUUAACGGCCGCCUCGACUCAGAACGACGAAGGAUGGAUCUUGAAGACGAUGGUGGAAGUCCGGGACGCAGAGGAACAGACUCCACUCCAUCUGGCGGUGCAGAACGGACACUUGAGGCUUCUUCGCCGUGUCAUUACUGUUAUCAUUGUGGCCCGAGCGACUCUAAGCGGGCGCGUGAAGUCGGACGCCGUACGGGACAAUUGGCCACGCCCACCACGCCGCCGCACCGUAGGGGACAUCGACCUCAUUAAGCUCCUGUUGAAUAAUAAUGCUCGGCUGGACAGCGUCGACGGGAACCAGCAGACAGCCUUGCAUAGGGCAGCAGCUAAUGAUCAAUCAGAUGCCAUCAUCGCCCUUCUGGAGGCCGGGGCAAAGCUGGAACGGAGAGAUAAGGAUUCCUUCACUCCUCUCUUAGUAGCUGCCUGCUGUGGUCACGCCAAGGCUAUCAGCACGUUGCUCGAACACGGUGCUGAUGUGUCCGCCCUUGACAAAGAUGACAGGACGGCUAUAUUUUGGUGUGCCGAUCAAGGCUUUGAGGAAGCUCUUAAGGUUUUACUGCCUGCAGCUGAAAGUGAAGACCUCAUAGAUGUUAGUGACAGGUUUGAUGAUUCUCCGCUACACAAGGCAGCUAAAUCGGGCCAUGUUGCUAUAAUUAGGAUGCUCAUUGAUGCUGGUUCUCAGAUUGAUAAUAAGAAUGAGGAUGGGGAGACAGCACUUCAUGUGGCAGCUGAGAAUGGCCAAACCAAGGUAGUCCGAGAACUCGUACGGCGACAUAAACUCCUUAUACCUGAUGAAAAUGAGGAGUCCAACACAGCACUUCAUUUAGCAUGUCUUGAAGGUCAUCCUGAAGUCGUAAAGGUGCUGUUAGAGCACGGUGCAGAGGUUGAGGCAAGAAACACAUCGCUCUGGACGCCUCUUGAUUGUGCAUCUGCCAAGGGACAUGUUUACUGCGUCCACUUGCUGUUGGACUAUGAUGCACCGCUGGAUCCCUUAGAUAAGACAAAAACGACCCCUCUCCAGCUUGCAGCAAGAGAAGGGCAUGUAGCAGUAACAAAAUUAUUGCUGGAAAGAGGGGCUUCGCUCUCUGCGUGUGAUUCAAACGGGAGAAAUGCCUUAGAGCAGGCUAUAGCUGCAGGAAGGAGGGAUGUCUGCAUGGCCAUUAUUAAGUCAUCGGAAUGGGAGACUGGAAUGAGGAAUGUGCGUUUGGAUAAGAAGAACCGACGAAUAACUCCAAUGAGAAUGCUGAUUAGGAAAUUUCCUGAUGUUGCUGAAGCUGUACUGGAUAAGUGUACAUCAACCAAUGGCCUGGAAUCAGAUGACAAGGACUUCGAAGUCAGUUUCAACUUUGAACUUAUAGAUGACUCGUACACACUACCUUACAAUGAUGUCACCUCCAUUGCCUCAUCGGUCUCCUUGGAAUCCCCAUUCGAUGAGGAUGGGGUACUCCUUGAAGAGGCAGAACCAUACACCGGUGAGGCUCGUGAACUCAAAGAAAAUCACCCUCUCAUGUUGAUGGUGAAGUACAAACGUCUUAAUCUCCUCUCCCAUCCUGUGUCCAUCACGCUGGUUAAGCAUAAGUGGAUGAGCUAUGGGAGGGUCGUCUAUUACUCUGCUCUCUUGUUCUACUUGGUAUUCCUCACUUUCCUCACUGGAUAUAUCUUGACGGCCAGGAACUGGACAUGGGUUGCUAGCCAGCUGAACUCGAGUAAGGUUGACAGUGUGAUGCUUAGGGAAAUAAGGGAAAAAGAUAGUUGUGAGGAUAUUGAAAAUGACGUCGACAUGAACCGAAGCAUAUUUGUGUUGUCUGGAAAAUGGGUGAUCCUUAUAAUGGCGGUAAUAAACAUAAUGCGAGAGAUGUUCCAGUUUUACCAGGCUCGAUUGAACUACUUGGGACUGGAGAACUUAUUGGAAUGGUGCUGUUAUGUCACUGCUGUGCUCGUCGUGUGGGACUUCACUGACUGUGCAGUGAGACAGGACUGGCAGUGGCAGGUUGGAGCGGCAUCUCUUUUCCUUGGCUGGAUGAACCUGCUCCUCUUCAUCCGAAAACUCCCCUUCCUUGGCAUCUUCGUUGUCAUGUUUACUGAUGUUUUCGCGACGUUCCUCAAGUUCUCUCUUGUCUUCUUCUUAUUCAUUGUUGCAUUUGCACUCAGUUUCUUCACUGUAUUAAAAGAUCAGAAAUCCUUUGCCUCACCCGGAGAUUCACUUAUCAAGACUACGGUUAUGAUGAUUGGAGAAUUUGAAUUUGAUAGCAUUUUCCACGACAAUGAACUUGAGUAUCCAGAAAUCACAUACAUCCUAUUUGUGUGUUUGCUCAUCCUGCUGUCAAUUAUCAUCAUGAAUCUCUUGGUUGGUCUUGCUGUCGAUGAUAUUAAGGCUGUACAAGAUCAAGCUAUUCUGAAAAGACUUGCUAUGCAGACUCAGCUGGUAUUUGAUGUAGAAGUCCUGAUCCCAGAGGCUCUUAGGCGGAUGUACAUCGUUGCGAAAAAGCAUGUCCACCCGAACGCCCGACAUGGAGUUUGUUCACGGAUGUUUGGCGACUUCCAGAUCAUUAAUAGCUUUGAGUUUAUAGAAGGAGAGCAGAUGAACGAACACGAGAUCAUGCGUCGUGACCUGACACAGAUGAUGAAUGAUGUGCGAGAGCUCAAGUCGCAGAACCAACGCCUCCACACCCUCCUUGUGGCACUACUCCACUUCCGUGAUCGUGACGACCAAGAAGAAGCUCCCGUGCAGCCUGAUAUUGCAAAAUAUUUGUGGUAGAGAAGUUGAUUAUGAAGUGUAAAGUGGUUGCUUGAGAAACUGAGCAAUUGAUAGAUUUUAUUGUUUUUCUAGAUUUUAUCAUAGUUUAGAUUGAUUUCAUAUUGAAUUGAUUUUCUAUUAAGUAUGUGUUGAAGUUUAUUUUUUUCUUAUGAGAAUUGAUAUAUCAAUAUAUGAGUGUUUUCUGUUGAUGUUGAAUUUUCAUUUGUAUUGUGGACAAACGGAUCAUUAUCUUCAGUAGUUCAGUAGUAUCGAAUAUGAUUGCAUCUACAAUAUUAUCAAAAUUAAACCUGAACAACGAUAGAAACUAAAUGACUUUAAUGUUAUGUAUAGAUAAUAUGGCAGCAUUAAGUUAUUUGCAAUGAUAAAGCUUAAGGGCUGGUCUUUGUAAAUGCCUCAAUUUAUUUCAUCAGUCUGUACUUAAUAAUCAAUGCAAAUCAUCUUUAGUUGAAGACAAUGCCUUAUAAUUUACUUGUGUUUAUAAGUAGAUGUCUGCAUCUAUAUUUUAGAUUUAGAUCUUUUCGUGUAUUCUAAAAAGGUUCUAUUUAUAGAAAAUUAGGUUUGACUCAAAUAAAAGAUUAUUUGAGAAAUUGAUGUUGAGUGUUAUCUUUGAUAAAUUUACAGAUUUUUUGUUAAUCUUUGUGUUGCACUUAGUUAAAUUGAUGUUGUUAUCUUUUAGGACCUUGAAAAUGCUCUUGUUUGUUGAUGGAUAUUUUAUGAUGUGAAUAUUUGAAGUUCACUCUCAUUUUGAUUGACGCAUUAAUUAGAAAUGUGAAUGUGAAUGUUACUGGUGUUUAGCAUAAUAGUAAAUUUUUAGUUCGUCUUGGGAGGUCAGAUGUACUUAUGUACAUUAGUGCUCUGUGCCUAGGCAGUUGUAUGGCUCAUUAUUUGUCUUAAUGUGGAAACAUGUCAUCCAUUGCCAGUAGAUUACACUGAGCAAACCCGCUAAUUUUACCAUAGAAGAUGAUUAGAUAUACUGGUAUUAAGUACAAAAGAUGUACAGUAGUUCAUGUAUUAUUAUGCAAAAGAUUUUGAGAGAGAGAAAAAACUUUUUUUCAGGUCCAGAUUUUGCUGUAAAAAGACUACUUUUAAAUGGUAAUGUCUGACAGAUGAUUAGAAUGGGAAAAGGGAUUAAGUAAUUACUGCUGCCAGCCAAGUCUUACUAACCGCAUCCAUCAGUUAGUACAAUAAACACAUAGAUAUGGGUUGAUAUCCGUCCAUAGUAACAGUUUACUUUUGUGGAUGAAGACUGUAGUGACCCCCAACCUCCUUAAACCUUUGACUGUAAUGAAGGCAGAAUUGUUAAACUAGGAAUUAUUUCUUGAAUGAAAAAGAAAAAAGGGGAAAAAGCAAUAAAAGUAAGAUUGCAUAAAUGGUAAUAGAGACCAACAAGAAAGAGGAAGAUUUAGGAGAUAGAGAAAAAAUAUUGAAGAAAGAAUAUGUAGUGGAGGAAGACCUUGUUUACUAUUUACAAAAUUUAUUUGCGUAAAUGCAGACAAUGAUUCUUAUUUAUUCAUUUCUCUAAUACAUCUCAGGCCAUCAUUUAUCAUAUGAAAAUUCAGUUAUGUAGAUAAUUACCCAUUAUUUUCAGAAUGGGUAUUAAUGAUAGAUGUAUCUGCAAUUUAGAAAGUAGGCUUUGGAAUGAGUAAAAUCAGGAAAAUCUGUUUGGCAUAUGUACAGUUCCUCUCACUUCUAAGAUUACCACUUGGCAUUGCCAAAGUCUGAACUGCCAGUUUUGACUUUUGUAUCUCAAACAAAUGCCAAUAAGUGUAGGGGCCAAGUGUUUGGAAACUGGUGGUGAAGUUCAAAGUGGAGGGGACUGUACAACCGCACAGAAAACUAAUGUUAAGAGGGGUGUCAAAACAUUCAAUAAUGAACGGAACCUUAUGAUACAAGAAUGUUGGCAUUUUGGUUUUCAAAUUUGUUUCGUUCAGAUACAUGUCUCGAAUAGUCGUUCCGGAAUUCAUAUGGAUUCUUUGUAAGAAGAUGAUUUUAUUCCUGUAAGGAAUGGAAUAUGCCUUGCAAUAUUCACAUAAGCCAUACAUACCCAAAAGUAUUUGGAAAUUCAAGAAUACCAACAGUUUUGUAAUGUUAACAACUAUAUUUUAAAAAGUAUCAUUGCUUGUGUCAGAAUGUUUAGCAUGAUUUUUUAAAGAUAUUUUUCUGUGUAGCUGUUAUGUAAUGUAAGUUGCUUAGGAUAUAUUCAUUAAAUAUCAAACACUUGGACCUAGGUGUUAUAUUACAGUAGUGGUUGAAGGGAUUAGAAAGAACACAGUAAAAAAGCUUUGAAACGUUCAUUGCAGAAUAAGAUGGAAUGUUUUGUAAUAUUAAAUUCUUUACAAUGCUAAUAGGUAUGCUACAUGGAUUAGUUUUUAUUGCUGAUAUUUGUUUUGUAUUUGUAUGUUGGUUUUUAUGAUGGUAUGUUGGCAUUUCUCUGGAAUUUGAUAUUUCAUUUUCAUUAUUUUUCAUGCAUUUUCAUUGUGAUAUCAUGUAAUAUGUAUGCAUGGAAAUUAUUUUGAAUGGUUGUAAAUUUAGAUACUGUAUUUGACAAUUAAAAUUAUCAGCUUUAGUUCUAUUUCAUAUAGUGCUGCUGUAAUAACAUUAUCAUUGAUAUAAGCAGCAAAAUUUUAAGAGAAAACACAAUCGUUAAUUUACUUACAUUUUAUAGAAAUCAGGUUAUUUGUGAUGUAAUUUCUUAGACAAUGUAAAAAGUAUCAAGCCUCUUUAACUUAAACUGAAUAUUAAACAGAAUCUUCCUAGAUAAUGGAGCAUAUUAAGGUGUACUUAAUUCAUACAAUGCAAGGGAUAUUUCACAGAACAGCUAUCUUAUGCCAAAUUAAGAUAAAGGUGAUGCUGUAAGUAAAGAUUAGUGAAUGUUUGCAGAUACAUUGAUAAUAUGUGCAUGUACUUAAUUGUAAUUCCAACUGUGACUUUACAUGUGCCCAUAAUGACUUUGUCUAUGCCUUUAUACUGCUCUGAAGAGUGACUAACUUUGGUGCUUCUUUAAAUGACAGAUUUUUCAAAGUCAUUCUGGAUAAACAUCAAAACAUUGGUGCAAAGAAUACUAUGCAGGCUUUGUUAUACUCAUUGCCUCCAUGUUGAAUAUGUAAUAUAUAAACAAACUUUUGAAUAUUGUGUGCAUCAUCUGAAUAUAAGCUGAUAGGUUUCCAGAAAUAUUCUUGAGGAAUUCAGUGCCUCUCCUUUGUAUGUAGGAAAAUGUGUAGACUUCUUUAGAUGACAUUUUUGCCUUACUGAUGUAUUUUAGCAGUGGGCCCACACUCUCAGGAGGAAAGGAACUGGGACUUCAUAAUUCAGGUGAAUUUGUUAGUAAAUGUGUAAAACAACUCUGACUUCAACUUUGUCUACACUGGCAGCAGGCUGGUGUGAGUUGGCUGAAGCAAGUGCAGAUGUGUUUGCACUGGUGGGUAGCAGUAAAAACAGACCAAUGUGAGUUAAUGACUCAGUUUUCUCACUAGAACUUUGCAGUUUAAAUGUUUACUCAAUGACAACAUGAAAUAAAUGGUGAAGAUAAAAUUUAUUCCAUUUAUUAAUUAAAAAUGUAUAUAUACAGGGUCAUAAAAAAACAGCUACCACUUGCUUCCACCUGCUUGUACUUGCUUGCAGCCAGUUUAGAUGUAGUUCUAGUUAGUUAAGUCUAGUAAAUGUAACUGUAGUUAGUAUAACUGUUUAUUAAGACUGGGGCAUAAUUUGAAAGCACAAGUAGUCAUAGUAAGGCUAUGAGUGAUGACGAAUGAACAAUUUCAUCAUGUACGUGUCUUAUUUUAAUGCAUGAAGGUCAUUUGUGGCCCAAGACUAGAAACAUUUUUUCUCAUCAUAUAGCAUUGACACAUGUAUUUGUGGAGCAUUUAAUCAUUGUAUCAUCACAGAUUAUUUUUAAGAUUUAGUCGUAUUGCUAUGUCUGUAGUAUCUUUUACUCAAUUAACUUGCAUCAUUAGAUGUACUUGUCUGUUGUUGUGAUGGAAUUGUAUCAAUUCAUAGUAAAUUGUGUUUCUAUAUUAGGUAUACUGCUUAUGACAUCAUUGUAUUUAUCCAUUGUAGGAAGAAACUCUGAUGUCAGAAUUUGAUAUAAAUUGAUUUUUAGAUUCCUGAGAUACUAUUUCAGGGGAUGAAGUAGGUAGAGAAAAAACAAAUGCAACUUAAGAAAUAACAUCAUCUUUUCAUAUUGAGAUAAAAGACAUUUCAUACCCUCUCUAUAUUUAAAAUGUACUUAGUUUAUAAUAAGGAUAAAAAACUUAGAGAUACAGAAAACGUGUUGCAUUUCAAUCAUUUAUAUUUAUGAUAGCAUACAUAUUCAGUUGAUAGUUAUAUUGGAAUAAAUAAUUGGAACUAUACUUAAAUGGAUACAUAUCGGAUUAAUUAUCUUAUAUAUUCAGAACUAGUGAACUAUUUUUUGUGUGAAUAGCUUAAUAAACAGGAUUUGUCAACUUGAUAUAUGAAGUUGAUGGAAGACUGGUACAUAUAAAAUAGUGAACUGCUGCUGAGGAUGUGAGAUAGGCUAUUCCUGUAAAAGUAAUAUUUCAAAUAUAACAACAAAUUGCAGUAUUACUUCUAAAAUUGUAAAAGAACUUCAACUCCUUAUAGGAGAAAGGUUGUUAGCUUCAAUUCCUUUUACGAAAGAGGUUAGUAGGACAGAAUUUUGUUGAAUUAUAUAUAUUCUAAAAAGCACUGCUGGUUGUAACUAGAUUCCUAACUAAACUGUGCCAAAUGUGUAGCUACAUAAUCGUUAUAUAUUUUCCUAUAAUCAUUUGUUGUGCCUACAGUUUAAGAAGAGGAAUGUUCAAUCAUUCUGACUAAGAUCACUAUUAGAAUAAAUGCAUUACAUGG
Molecule: messenger RNA, 8325 nt
Organism: Penaeus vannamei (Pacific white shrimp)
Lineage: Eukaryota; Metazoa; Arthropoda; Malacostraca; Decapoda; Penaeidae
Source: RefSeq, a predicted model, not a curated record